This is a messenger RNA of Rhizophagus irregularis DAOM 181602=DAOM 197198, 2502 nucleotides long. The record is from RefSeq and is a predicted model, not a curated record. NCBI's taxonomy places the organism in Eukaryota, Fungi, Glomeromycota, Glomeromycetes, Glomerales, Glomeraceae.
AUGUCGAAUGAUCCAAAGGUACAUCCGUCUGAUAUUUUUUCCCUAAGGACUAUAAUUAUUGAUAAUUAUGAUUCUUAUACUUUUAAUUUGCUACAACUUUGGGAUAAUGAAAAAAGUAUUGAAAACGUAGUAGUUAUCCGCAAUAAUCAAUUUUCUUGGAAUUACUUUAAAGAAAAUAUAUUCCCGUAUUUCGAUAAUAUUAUAAUAUCACCUGGACCAGGUAGACCGGAAACCCCUUCCGAUUUUGGAAUAUGCACCAAUAUAAUAAAGGAAUUGAAUGAUAUUCCUAUACUUGGUGUAUGUUUAGGACACCAAGGAAUAGGUGUUACUUUCGGUGGUCAGAUAACAAAUGCUAAAACAAUUAUGCAUGGGAGAUUAAGUCCUGUCUAUCAUGAAGGAGGAGAUGAUCCUAUGUCUUUAUAUUAUAAGAUUCCAAAUCCAUUCUCGGUUGUUAGAUAUCAUAGCUUAAUUGUUGAAAAUAAAAAUAUGCCGCCAGAAUUAACGAUUUCAGCUUGGUGUUCUGAAGAUAGUAGCAUAUUGACACCUCCUUUAAAAGAAUCUAGUACGAUUAUGGGCUUGAAUCAUAUUAAUAAACCUAUUUAUGGCGUUCAAUUUCAUCCCGAGGCAUGGUUUGCUAAUUCUUUAUUAUCAAUCUGCACUGAAAAUGGGUAUCAAUUGCUCAGGAAUUUUCUGAUGAUUUCUAGAGUAUUUUUAGAAAGGCAUGGGGUAACAUUUCCUCGUACAACUCUUCCAUCGCAUAUUUUGUCUCAUUCGGUUUUACCAAAAAAACCGCAUAUGUUUAAGCCUUUGACAUCAAAAAGCGAUACUGAAUAUUGCUUGAUAUUAAAGAAAUUAGAAAGAAAGUUAUGGAUUGAUUCUCCACUGGUUUUUCAACAUAUUGUAGCAGCUGAUCAAUCCACUGUUGGAACAUGGUGGUUGGAUAGUGCAAGGCAACCUGAUAGAGUAAAUAGAUUUUCAUUUAUGGGAUCGACGCCAGAAAGUUCAAAUUCAUUUUCAACAUUUUAUUCAACGCUUAAUAAAGAACUUUUAGUUAUAUGUUCGAAUGGAUCAGUAAUUAAUAAAAAAAUGGAAGAUAAUCAAACAUUUUGGGAUUGGAUGUCAGAAACCAUAAAACAUUUUAAUCAGCGUAUGGGAAACUUAAAGAUAUUGCACGAUGAUGGAACUUUACAAAAUGUUAGAGAGCAAACAAUUCCUUUUGAUUUUAGAUUGGGAAUGGUGGGUUAUUUUGGCUAUGAGAUGAAAAGGGAGUCAUUACCGAAUUAUACAAUUUCAACAGAUCAAUAUUCUGAUAUUCCAGAUUCCGCAUUUGUUUUUGCAACUCAAGCAAUUAUAUUUGAUCAUUUAGAGAGGCAAAUUUGGUUAGCAGGAUUAGUUCGACCUAAAGUCGAUUAUGUGGACAAUAAUUUAGGAAUACACCCAGGGCUUGAUGAUUAUAAAUCAUGGACAGUGUCUAUUGAGGAAAAAUUACGUAAUUUGGAUAAUUUGAUGUCUAGUUCUAAACAAACUCUGCUUAAAAAAGAUAUUCAAAAUGAGAAAGUCUCUUUUUCGGGUCAACCUUCAUUUACACCAGAUAUGAAACAAGAUGAUUAUAUAAGGGCAAUAGAAAAAGCACGUUCGUACAUACAUGAAGGACAAAGUUAUGAAUUGUGUCUAACAACACAAUUUAGAGCAAAUUUAGCAAAUGUACCGAAAAAAUUAGACGACAAUUGGGUAGAACUUUAUCAAUGUAUUAGGUCAUUUAAUCCAGCGCCUUUUUCGGCAUUAUUAUCUUUUCCAAGCAAAGAUAUAUGUAUAAUGAGUUCAUCGCCUGAGAAAUUUUUGCAAAUUGAUAAUGAAGGAGUUAUGGAAAUGAAGCCUAUUAAAGGAACUGUUGCAAGAGCAAGAGGAUGUUGUUGUUUAAAUUUGAAAGAAUGCGAUAAAGGAACUUUGUGUGAAUCGAAACGAAAGGAAGAAGAUAUGAAAAGGAUGCGUCUUCUUGAAGGAGAUAUUAAAGAACGUUCAGAGAAUUUAAUGAUUGUGGAUUUGAUUCGUAAUGAUUUAACACAUAUAUGCCAACCGAGUACAGUGCAAGUCCCUUACUUAAUGAAAGUUGAAUCAUAUGAGUCUGUACAUCAACUUGUAACUACAGUUAGAGGACAAUUGAGAGAAGAUUUAGAUUGCGUUAAAGCCAUAAGAGAAUGCUUUCCUCCGGGAUCAAUGACAGGAGCCCCAAAAUUACGAUCUGUUCAAUUAUUAGAUGAAUUAGAACAAAAUAAACCAAGAGGUGUUUAUUCCGGGUGUUUAGGUUAUAUUUCUUUGCAGGAUGGUAAUGGUCAAAAGAGAGGAACCUCUCAGUUCAAUGUUGUUAUUAGAACGGCUAUUAUUCGUAUCGAAAAGGACGAAGUAACAGUUGGUGCAGGUGGAGCUAUUGUUUAUCUUUCAAAUGCUGAAUCAGAAUGGAAUGAAGUUGAGUUAAAAUCACAAUCAAUAAUUCCAAGGUAA